Cebus imitator (Panamanian white-faced capuchin) is the source of this 1270-nucleotide messenger RNA. RefSeq names its product chromosome unknown C12orf73 homolog (gene CUNH12orf73). Lineage: Eukaryota; Metazoa; Chordata; Mammalia; Primates; Cebidae. Gene Ontology annotation, cellular component: mitochondrion. The transcript is spliced from 3 exons. The record is from RefSeq and is a predicted model, not a curated record. The coding region runs from base 270 to 533 and encodes 87 amino acids. Gene Ontology annotation, biological process: mitochondrial respiratory chain complex III assembly.
UUUCUUCCAGGGCGUGUGCAUAGGGGCAGAGGGGAGUGAAGUCCACAGUUCCAAUUUUAGUGUAUGUGCUGUAGAAGCGAGCUCUUGUCCACAGUUCCCCUUCUAAUAGAGGUAGAAGGGACGCGGGGAAACCACCUGGCGUCGCUCUUCCGAUUGCUGAGCAAGAGCGCCCUUUAAUGCCGCAGGCCGGCGCCCUUCACUGGUAAACGACUGGGGCCGGGCCUCGGCCUGGAAGAGGCGUUAGUCCUCUCCGUGACCUCAGGUCGUAAAUGAGGACACCGAAGCUCGGGGUUGGGCGAGAACCCAGCCCACCGACCAUGCCCGCGGGCGUGCCCACGUCCACCUACGUGAAAAUGCUCGCAGCCAGCCUCCUGGCCAUGUGCGCAGGGGCAGAAGUGGUGCACAGGUACUACCGACCAGACCUGACAAUACCUGAAAUUCCACCGAAGCGUGGAGAACUCAAAACAGAGCUUUUGGGGCUGAAAGAAAGAAAACACAAACCUCAAGUUUCUCAACAGGAGGAACUUAAAUAACUAUGCCAAGAAUUCUGCAAAUAACAUUCUAAGUCUUAAAUUUGUGUUUCUUAAUUUAUUGCAUCAAACUACUUGUCCUUAAGCACUUAGUCCAAUGCUAACUGCAAGAGGAGGUGCUCAGUGGACGUUUAACUGAUAUGCUGAAAUAUAUACUUCCUGAAAACUGCCAAAGCACAUAUCAGCUUCAUGAAUAUGGUUUGGAAGAUGUUUAGUCUUGAAUAUAAUGUGAAAUAGAAUAUUUAUAAGUCCAUUAUAUGGGUUGUCUUUAUUUCAUAUAUAUUAAAAAAAUCAUGUAAAACUGGUUUCAUUAAUUGAAUUUGCUAAGUGGAGUUAUUUCUCAUUGCUAAACUGAUAUUUUCAAAUUCUGAAUCUCUACUAACUUUAGUAAAUGAACAUCAAAGUGGUGAGCUUUGAUAAUAUGUUUUAUGGAUACAAAAUCAUUAUCACCUUAUCACUCUCUAAAAUGAAAGGCCUGGGGCAUUGCUCACCUUUUGUGUGAAGAAAAGACCUGCCCUUUAGGGCCAGUUUGUGCUUAAGGGGAGGAUAGACCAUCACUUAGUGGACGUUUUAGAAGCACCGCAUACCUUCCUUUUACAGGUACAGAGUAAGUGGUUUGGCUACUGCUACUGAGGGAAAGAGUCAUGAUUUGAAUCUGAGUCUCCGGUAAAAUAAUGGCUUCAUGAAGGUGAAAAAUCAGUUUUAUGGUUAUUAAAGUAAAAAUUUACCUCGAGUAAAAA